This is a messenger RNA of Corvus hawaiiensis (hawaiian crow), 1114 nucleotides long. RefSeq names its product mitochondrial translational initiation factor 3 (gene MTIF3). The record is from RefSeq and is a predicted model, not a curated record. The coding region runs from base 221 to 1042 and encodes 273 amino acids. Gene Ontology annotation, molecular function: translation initiation factor activity; ribosome binding. Lineage: Eukaryota; Metazoa; Chordata; Aves; Passeriformes; Corvidae. The transcript is spliced from 5 exons. Gene Ontology annotation, biological process: mitochondrial translational initiation; ribosome disassembly. Gene Ontology annotation, cellular component: mitochondrion.
GUUCCUUCUUCAAGCAGUUUGCAUGGACUUUGUCCCUGCUGCUGAGUUUUUUGCAGCUGUUAGAAAACGGACGAUUUCUGAAGGUCUGAACAAAACGCAAGUAAUGGUCAGCUGCACCAAAAUUGCCAGGGGGAUUUUGUGAACCAGGGAAGAAUGGGGGAAAAAAAAUCCAAUGGACAAAAUGUCUCAAAGAUGAGUUUCACUAGUCUUCAAGCAGGGAAUGACUGCCUUGUGCAUGGUGAAACAUUUAUGUCAAACAACCAGAAAUGAGAACAGAUAUGCAAAAAGGUUCUUUGGCACUCUUCUGACACAGACAGCACAAAAGUGGCUCUUUUCUCCAUUCUGGUUACUGGUACCCGACCCUAGGAAGUCAGCUGUGUUUGGGCUUACUCAACCAUUUUGUACAGAUGAAAAAUCUCACACACAACCAAAAAGGAAAGCAGCAUUUGGAAGUGUCGGGCGAAGAAUUCCCUAUCGUGUUUUGCACGUAAUCAACCAGGAUGGAGAGAGCUUAGGAAACAUGCACCGAGCAGAGGCACUCAGACUUAUGGAUCAACAGGGCCUGAAACUAGUUCUGCUUCGUGAGAAUGUAGAACCUCCAGUUUACAGACUAAUGACUGGGCAGCAGAUUCACGAAGAACAGCUUAAACGUGCAGAGAAGAAAAAAGCAAGUCCAAAGCCAGGGGUGGUUCAGAAGGAGUUAUCCUUUUCUUCAGCUAUUGCCAGGAACGACUUGGAGACCAAGACUAAACAGAUAGCACAGUGGAUUGAAAAGAAACACCAUGUUAAGGUUACCAUCCGGCAAGCAAAAGGUAGCAGUACAGACAUGCUCGAACUUUUUGAUCAAAUUUUGGAGACUGUGUCUGAGAAAGCCACUUAUCUUUCCAAGCCAAAAGUUGCUAGAGAAGGAGUGAGUACCUGUAUUUUGAGGCACAUGUCUGACAAAGAGCUGAAAGAACACCAGAAAAUGGAAAUCAAGAAAAACAAUACAGUAAAGAAAGAUGAAAAUGAAGAUCUGAAGUCAAAUGAGUUGCAUCAGUGACUUUCUGAAGCGGUGUAAACAACAGUAAUUUAUUAAAAAACAAAAUAAAAAUAUUAUCUUUAGAUAAAGUCA